AUGUACGCGGAGGAUUUACGUCGGUUUCAACACCAUCGGCGGGCCUUUGAGAACGGCCUCGCCGCCCAGACCGACGGCCGCGUGGCCUACGUCUACCGCCCGCGGGUCCACCCCGCCCACGACGGCGAGGGCGAAACCCCCGAAAACGCGCAAGCCGAGCCUCCCGCGAGGUCGAAAAUCCCCGCCUUCGCCACCCUUUCCUCCUCGACAAUGACGACGACUUCUGUCAGUCGGGAAAACGACAACCUCGUGGGGGCCUCCCAACCGCCUUUAAACCAAACCAUCCCCCUGCCGUCCUUCGCGGCAGCCGGCGGGGGGGGCGAAAAGACCACGCGAAGCUCCUCGAGGGCAUCGGAAGGGGGGGAAACAGGGGAAAAUAGGGCUCGGAAUACCAAUAAUAAUAGCCAGGGUGGGUGUGGGUUCUCUCCGAUUCUUUCAGGACAACGGGAGGGGGAUGAGAGCCCAACGGUGGAGGCGGAGGCGAAAAGCAUGCUAAACUUUCCACGGCGUGAUUUUGUGGAGGUGAUGGAGGUGGGGAAUUGGGCAACCUCGUCUGUACGGCAAACCAAUAACGACGACGAUGGAAAAAGGAGGGCGAUGAAAUCUAAAACGCUAGUUCCCAGAAAAGGAUGA
Phytomonas sp. Hart1 is the source of this 633-nucleotide messenger RNA. NCBI's taxonomy places the organism in Eukaryota, Euglenozoa, Kinetoplastea, Trypanosomatida, Trypanosomatidae. The record is from the annotation of a GenBank genome assembly.